This is a messenger RNA of Naegleria lovaniensis, 1497 nucleotides long. RefSeq lists its product as uncharacterized. The transcript is spliced from 3 exons. The record is from RefSeq and is a predicted model, not a curated record. Lineage: Eukaryota; Heterolobosea; Eutetramitea; Acrasida; Naegleriidae. Bases 1 to 1497 code for a protein of 498 amino acids.
AUGUAUCUCAAACGGUUGAAGAACUCACUUCUUAAUUGCAUGCCUCACCAUCAAAAUACAGAAGACAAUCAGCAUGAAAAUGGCAUGACAUAUGACAACAGCUUGGAAUUAUCGCCCAUGUUAUCGACACCAACCACUCCCUCAUCUUCAACAACAACAAACAAAUUUACUUCUUCGAGUACAGCCGUCGCUUCACCAACAGCCGAUACAAGCAGCAGUACACAAGACAAUCUAAGUUUUGAGGACCAUGUAGCGUUGUGUGAAGGUUCGCGAGAGGAUCAUGAUUCCUCGAAUGACAUUACUCUCAAACAUAUUCACAUUCAAUGUUACAAGGGUAGAGAAAGCCAAGCUUUGUUUCAUCCCCACCCAACGAUCACGUAUCCUAAAACAGUUAAGAUUGAGUGGGUAUUUGAUGAUUGCAUUCGUCAACGUUUGAUUCACAAAAUGUUAAAGAAGAGCAUUGAACCACAAGAAGAAGGAAUUAAUUUUUCAGACAUUAGCAUAGUGGCCCGAUACGAUUCUUCUGAAUUGGAUUAUGACAAGAAGAAGGAAAACAGAGUAUUUACAAUAUCUCAGGAUGCAUGCUCGCUUAUACCAUGCAUUCAAAGAAGGAUAGAACCUUGCAAGCCACAGACCAUUGAGUUACAAAUACCUUUUUGCUUUCAUUUUGCGAUUGACUAUCCUGAAGAUUCUCCAUCGAGUCCUGUAGUUUCGACAGGGUCUUCAAGUUCGUAUCCAAAGGUUACACUGGAGGGAUGUGUUGUGUUUUCUUCUGAGGUGUUCCUCCAGCUGAUUAAGUGGUGUGAACAUUACAGCAAACAUAGAGAAUUUAUACAAAGUGAUUUGGAGGGAAAGGGUAUGGUAUAUUGUAGUAGUAGUGAAUCGUACUUUAGAUCCGUCAUUGGAGAAUGGAAUUGGAACUUUUUAAAUUCGUUGAGCAAGAAUCUACUUCUUCAAUGUUUAAUCAUGUCACAUAUUUUGUCCAUUCACACCUUGUUGGUGAUGUUUAAAACUAAGAUCAUGUUCGAUGUAAAACAAAAGUGCCGAGAGAAGAAUGUGAGCAUAUUAAACUCUCAACAACAAGGUUCCACACAAGCUCAAUCGUCUUAUUGGACGACACCAACAAAUACCAAAAUUCAAUUUUUGAACUAUUUUGUACAGGAUUCUCAAAAGGUGAAUGCAAUUUUUCAUCCUCAUCAACAUGUAAAUUACCAAAAGGUAGCAACAUCAGCAAGGAAAAGAAUCACUAACCAUGUACGAUCUAAUAGCUACGAUAAAAUCAGAGGUCUCACCGGCAAUAAUAGGAGCAAUGUGACGAGUAUGAGACAUGAUGCCAGUGCAGCCGCAUCUGCCUCCACUUCCACAUCCAACGUUGUAUCCUCCUCAAGCAACAACAACCAUACAACUUCAAGCCAUAGUACUAAGGAAGAACCACAUAUUAUUGCAACACUAGGAAAUUCAAAAGAUGGUUUCAUUCACUUUCUCAGGAUUAAAUAG